GCGCUGGGACGCGGCGAGCGCCGGGCGCUGGCGGUGACGGUGGCGGUGGCCGAGCUGGGGGUGCUGCUGGGAUCGCUGGACCUGGUGGCCCCCGUCCUCUCCGUGUUCUGCCUGACGUGCUACCUGUGCCUGAACCUGGCCUGCGCGCUGCAGGGGAUGCUGCCCUCGCCCGGGUGGAGCCCGCGCUGCCGCCUCUACCACUGGGCGCUGUCGCUGGCGGGAGCUGCGCUCUGCCUGGCGCUGAUGUUCGUCACCUGCUGGUUCUACGCGCUGCCGGCGCUGGGCAUGGCAGGCAUGAUCUACAAGUACCUGGAGUACCAGGGCGCGGCGUCGGAAUGGGGCGAGGGGCUGCGGGCGCUGUCGCUCAGCGCCGCCCGCUUCGCGCUGCUGCGCCUGGAGGAGGGCCCGGCCCCCACGCACAGCUGGAGGCCGCAGCUGCUGGUGCUGCUGAAGCUGGACGCCGAGCUGCGGGUGACGCAGCCGCAGCUGCUGGCCCUGGCGGCGCAGCUGAAGGCCGGGCGGGGGCUGCUGGUGGCCGGCUCCGUGCUGCCCGGAGACCUGCUGCAGGCACACGGCGAGGCGCGGGCGGCCGAGCAGGUGGGUCUGCGCCGAGGGGAUCCGAUGGGGUCCCAGAGCAGCCCCGUGGAACCCCUCGGUGUCCUGUAGGAGCCUGUAGCGUCCGUAUAGCGUCCUGUGAGGUCCUGCAACAGUUCUGUGGGGUCCUCCAGCUCUCUAUGGCAUUUUCUGUGGGGUCCUCCAGCACUCUAUGGGAUUCUGAGGGGUCUUCCAGCACUCUAUGGCAUUCUAGGGGGGUCCUCCAGCACUCUAUGGCAUUCUGGGGGGGGUCCUCCAGCACUCUGUGGCAUUUUCUGUGGGGUCCUCCAGCUCUCUAUGGCAUUUCUGUGGGGUCCUCCAGCACUCUAUGGCAUUCUUGGGGGGGGUCCUCCAGCACUCUGUGGCAUUCUUGGGGGUCCUCCAGCACUCUGUGGCAUUCUUGGGGGUCCUCCAGCACUCUGUGGCAUUUUGGGGGGGUCCUCCUGCACUCUGUGGCAUUCUGUAGGUGCCCACAGCCUCAUAGCUCUGAGACUUUGCCCCAUAGCCCCACACCCCAUAUCCCUCC
Molecule: messenger RNA, 1120 nt
Organism: Numida meleagris (helmeted guineafowl)
Lineage: Eukaryota; Metazoa; Chordata; Aves; Galliformes; Numididae
Product: solute carrier family 12 member 4-like
Biological process (GO): potassium ion homeostasis; chemical synaptic transmission; potassium ion import across plasma membrane
Cellular component (GO): membrane
Molecular function (GO): potassium:chloride symporter activity
Source: RefSeq, a predicted model, not a curated record